UGCUGGUGUAAAUUCCCAAAAUAUUUCAAUAAUUUAAUAAAGGCUCCAUCUUCUUCUCCAGUCACAAUUUAAAAAUAGGAAAAAGGAAGCCAUGGGACAAGGCAGGAAAAGACCCCAAGACGAUGAUUCCUCUUCCUCAUCCUCCAAAAUUGACCCCAACAAUAAGCACUACCGCCGUCACAGCAAUCACUCUCCGUCAUCCGCAACAAAUGAUUUUCGCCCCCAUCCACAUCACAGUUCCCAUCAACAAAUAAUGGGUAAGCGCUCAAAAUUCAUCUCAUACCUUGAAGUCCCCUCUUUGACCCCCAAGGUAAAAAUCCUUUGUGAAAUCAUAUCUAACACUCCCUCUGCGAGUGUGGAGAAGUUGCUUGAAGACACUGGAAUCCGGGUGUCACAAGAAGACGUAGAGGAGGUGCUCAAACUGUCGUAUGGAUUCCCGGGUCCGGCAGUGAAGUUCUUUCGAUGGUCCGGGUUCCAGUUGAAUGACAAGCAUAGUCCGUACGCUUGGAACUUGGUUGUGGAUUUGUUGGGCAAGAAUGGCCUGUUUGAUGCAAUGUGGGAUGCUAUUAAAUCCAUGAGGAAAGAAGGCUUGCUGUCGUUGGCUACAUUUGCGUCUGUUUUUAGUAGUUAUGUGGUAGGGAAUCGUGUACAGGAGGCAUUAAUGACAUUUGAGGUAAUCGAUCAGUAUGGUGUGCCGAGGGAUGUUGUGGCGUUGAAUUCACUGCUGAGUGCAAUUUGCAGAGAAGGGAAGACACCAGAGGCAUCAGAUUUUUUUGUUAUUGCAAGGAAUACGAUUAGGGUGGACGCAGAUUCAUAUGCAAUUUUGUUGGAAGGGUUGGAAAAUGAGGGUGAUGUGGGUAGAGCUAGGCAGACUUUUUCGGAGAUGGUGGCUGACAUUGGCUGGGAUCCAAGGAACGUGCCCGCUUAUGAUUCAUUCUUGAGUACUCUGCUUAAGGGUCCUGAAGGUGUUCACGAGGCAUUGAAAUAUUUAAAUACAAUGAUAGAUAGGGGAUGCUUCCCUGGGAUGAAAUUCUUUAAGUUUGCAAUUGAUGUAUGUGUGAGGAAGAGUGAUGCAAAAGGAGCUACACUGCUUUGGGAGGCGAUGGUUGGUAAAAAUAUUUGUAGGCCAGAUACAGGAAUGUAUAAUUCAUUGAUUUCGUUGUAUUGUAAUCUCAAGGAUUUUGAUUUUGCUAAAAAAUUGUUAGAUGAGAUGGUUUAUAAUGGGGCUUUCCCUGAUUCUGAAACUUACAACCUACUGUUUCACUUUUUGAUUAGAUGCAAAAGGCUGAGAGAGGCUGCGCCAAUCUUUAAUGAGAUGGUGAAAAAUGAGUUUGUGCCUAUACAGACAGACUGCAGUGUCGCAGUUAAAGCCUACAUAGAAGUUAAGGAUCCUCGUAUGGCAAUUAGGAUAUGGAGAUGUAUGGUUGAAAAUUAUAGUUUGGAUUUGGAGGAAACCAGUAAUUUGUUGGUUUUGGGGCUUCGAGACAUCAAUUGGGUUCCUGAAGCAGUUAAAUUUGCUGAGGAUGUGAUUGAAAGAGGAAUUAAGUUGAGCUCUGCGACGUUGUCAAAGUUGAAACAAACCCUAGGUAAAGUGGGAAAGACAUUUGUUUAUGAGGAACUUCUAAAGAAGUGGAAAACACAUUAGGUUUUCCUCAUGUGGUGCCGCUACCUUUGUAAAUUGUAGGUCUCAAAACUGUUGCUUGGAGAGGAAAUCUAAGAACAAAUAUGACCCGGGUGCAGAUGAUGAUAGAGUUUUAGACUACAUUCCCUCGGUUGAAUGGAUUUGCAAAUGCUUUGCCUCUGUAAAUCAGAUGGUAAAUAUCCCUUAUUUUCAUUUUCUAUUGCAAGUGUGGUGCUUUGUAAAUAUGCUGGCUGAAACUGUGGCAUUUUGAAAGACUCGAGAUGCUACCUUGUUUCAUCAACUGACAACGAGCUGUUUGCUUAGUAGUCAAGUUUGUCAUUAAUAGGGGUCGAGGUUGAUUUGAAUUCAGAAACUAGUCUUCUAAGCGAUGUUUGGUGGUAGUUUGCAUA
This is a messenger RNA of Olea europaea var. sylvestris, 2031 nucleotides long. Its product is annotated as pentatricopeptide repeat-containing protein At1g77360, mitochondrial-like. Lineage: Eukaryota; Viridiplantae; Streptophyta; Magnoliopsida; Lamiales; Oleaceae. The record is from RefSeq and is a predicted model, not a curated record. The transcript has 2 exons. The coding region runs from base 92 to 1645 and encodes 517 amino acids. Gene Ontology annotation, molecular function: protein binding.